AUGAAAGAGAUAACCAUACUGCAUUAAAGCUCAACUGCUCUCAACAUACAAGAAGACAAAGGAUCAACCGAGAGAGACCCCUACAACCAUGGCCACAUCGGGCUACCCCUCCACCUCAGAACUGACGCUGGUUCUUCUCGGGACCCUCGGCUGCGGAAAGACUGCCUCGGCGGACACCAUUCUGGGCCAGGUGGCCGCCGCUUCCCCCUCCUCCGUCGGCUCUUCAUCCAGGGUCUGCCACCGGCGGCAGGGCAUGUCCGAGGGCCGCAAGGUGACGGUGGUGGAGGCUCCCCGCUGGUACUGGAACGGCCAGCAGGUGGAGGAGAGCGUGAGGAAGGAGAGCCAGCGUGCGCUGCAGCUGGCCGCGCCGGGGCCCCAUGCCUUCCUGCUGCUCAUCCCCGUCUGCCAGUUCACAGAGGUGGAGGGGCGUGUCCCUGUGGAAAUGAAAGAGGUGUUCGGUCCGGAGGUCCUGAAACACACCCUGGUCCUUCUCACCUGUGGAGACUACCUGGCAGGACAGACGGAGGAGAUAUACCUGCAGGGAGAGGACCCGGGUCUGAGGGAGGUGAUUGGCCGCUGUGGCGGGCGUUACCACAUCAUCAACAACCGCCAGCGACAUGACAGGCAACAGGUCCGCACCCUGUUGGACAAGGUCGAGGUCAUGGUAGCCGUGAAUGGGGGAGCCUACGUGCAGACCAGCCCACAGAGGGGGGUGAAGGACCAAACCCCUUCCCAGAAACAGCCGGCCAAUACGAGGGAGAGCUUCCGACUGUUGGAGGAGAAGAAGGCGGCGGCGAGGGAUACCACUGACUACCAGGAGCCGCCAGUAGCGGCCGGUCGGCGGGGCACAGACAUGACCAUGAAACCUGAGUUCCUGAGGCAUGAGGGUCUAUUGAGCAGUGAGGCGUUGGGGACGCAGAGAUCUCCACCUCGCCACGGCAACGGACUGGAUGGCAUGUACAGCUCCGUCAUCGACGACUCUGUUCUGGACCAGCUGAAUGCAGCAGAGCGCGCCACAGUGCCACAGAUAUCCAAGGUCAAGCCGAAUGAGAAAACGAUCCAAACUUCUUACCAGGAGAUCAACAGCAUCAGAGAGCGAUCCUCCCACCAGACCUCUCCCUCCUUCUCCUCUCCACAGUCCCCCAGCUCUGGCUCUUCAUCAUCACUACUAGCCUCUUCCUCAUCUCCAUCCCGACUGCCCCCCUCAUCCUCAUCUUCGUCACAACUCCCCUCCUCUUCCUCAUCUUCAUCACAGCUGCCCUCCUCCUCUUCCUUGUCUUCAUCAAAACAACCCUUCUCCUCUUCCUCGUCUAAAUCACAACUGCCCUCCUCCUCUUCCUCGUCUAAAUCACAACUGCCCUCCUCCUCUUCCUCGUCUAAAUCACAACUACCCUCCUCCUCUUCCUUGCCUCAAUCACAACUGCCCCCCCCCUCUUCCCUGUCUCAAUCACAACUGCCUUCCUCUUCUUUGACCUCGUCCUACCCCAUGUCUUCCUCUCCGGAGCUGCGUCUGGUGUUGCUUGGCAACUCUGGCGUUGGGAAGAGUGCGGCGGGAAACAGCAUUCUGGGUAAAGAGGGGUUUGAGACGCGGCCCAACAGCCUGGUGGCUGUCACGCAGCAAUGUGAGAAGAGGAGGGCGCUGGUCGAGGGCAGGAAGGUGGCAGUCAUUGACACCCCGGACUGGUUCCACGCAGAGUGUUCCCCGGACGAGGUGCGCGCCCAGAUCUCCUCCUGCGUGGCCCUGUCCUCCCCGGGGCCCCACGCCUUCCUGCUGUGUGUGCCCCUGGACCGGCCGGCCCGCUCGGAGCUGCAGACCCUCGGGGUCCUGGAGGCCGUGUUCGGGGAGGAGGCGGUCCGCAUGCACACCCUGCUCCUCUUCACCCAGGCUGACCAGCUGCGGGCCAACGGCAAGAUGGGCGGGGGCAGCGACGUGGAGGCUUACAUCGGCGCCGAGCGGGCGGACCUGGUGAAGCUGGUGGAGAGGUGCGGAGACCGCUUCCACGUGCUGGAGAGGGGGCCCGGGGGUGCCGGGGAGCGCAGCGUGAGCCAGCUCCUGGAGAGGGUGGAGCAGACGGUGCUCGAGGCGGGGGGCGGGUGCUACUCCUGCCCGGCCUUCCAGGAGGCGGAGGAGCGGGUGAGGCAGAGACAGAGGGAGAUCGCCCACGAGAGGAGGGGCGGUCGGGGGCAGCAGGGGGAGCCCUGGGCCGGACGGCCCUCCAUGCAGACGCUGCCCGAGGCCGACGAGGACCAGGAGGACAUCGCAGAGGCGAGGGACGAGGCGGAGAGGACGGUGGGCGCCAUGCGGCUGGAGAGCCUGCCGCCCAUCACCGCCUCCACCCUCAGCCCCUCCCUCAUGAGCUCCAUGAAGGAGAUGGUGGAGUCCACGGCCAUUUGGCUCCCCAAGAUGCUCUCGGACAGCUCCGUGAUGGUGGGCGACGGGGUGAAGAAGGUGGCCCAGAGUCCGGUGUGGGGGAAGAUGGGAACUGGAGCCAAGGAUGUCCAGAGAAUGGUUGCCGAUAGCUCGGUGUGGGAGAGGGUAAGGUCCGGAGCCGGUGGGGUCACCCAGCCCAUGGCCGAUAGCGCUGUGUGGGAGAAGAUCGGGGCGACCAAGGUCCCCGGGUUGAUGUCGGGCAGUUCCUCAGCACUCAGAUCUCGAGCCAAACUGGUCGCCGACAGUGCCAUGUGGGGAAAAGUUGGAUCCGGAGCAAAAUCUGGGGCCAAAUUAAUGUCCAACGGUUCCAUAUGGGUCGGGUCCGGGGCCAAGAGUUUGGCGCAGAGUCCCGUCUGGGGACAGGUUGGGUCUGGGGCCAAAAGCGGAGCCAAGAUGAUGGCAGACGGUUCUGUACGUGUUGGUGCUGGUCUCGGAGAAGGGGUGAAGAAGGUGGCACGGAGCCCGGUAUGGGGCAAGAUGGGAUCCGGGGCCAAAGCCGGGGCCAAAGCCGGGGCCAAAAUGGUGUCCGAGAGCCCCGUCUGGGAGAAAAUGCUGACCGAGGCUAAGAAGGUGCCCAUGGUAGUCGCAGGGGGGGCGUUACUGGGUCUGCUGCUCGGGGUUGUUUUGGGAGGUGUGCUAGGGGGCGCUAUAGGGGCCGCUACUGGAUCUGCGAUAACUGAAGUUGGCCGGAGAAAAUUUAGCAAAAACGGAAAUUCAGUUCAUCAAAUGCAAAGUGGAGGUAUGGGAAAUAUCAUGAUGGAAGGAGAGCAGUCACUACUACAAAGUGGCCAACAGCGUUUUAAAGCACAGUGACACCAAGAAUGUUCAAACGAGAGCAUUCAUGUGUUUGUUUUAUAUAUAUAGAUCUAUAGAUAUAUAGAUGUAUAUAUUGUGCACAGCAUUGUUUUAUGCAAUAAAUGCUGAUGAAUGUAAAUUUGUAGUAUACCAUACAAUUGUUUAUCUUUCCCUGUAAACCGAUCAGAUAUUCAUUGCUUUGGAACGGAAAUUCAUCUCAAUGUGGUAAUAAUGGACAGCAAUAAUUGUAUUAUAAUGCACAACAUAUUAUAUUGUGCAUUAUCUUUUGUGGAUCAAUAUGGAUCCAAUAUCGAAAUAUUUAAAUUGACCUUACUGCUUGAAUAAAGAAUGCAAAAAUGAUUGGGAUGAUUGACCAGUUCUUUCAUUGUUUAAUUCAAUAGUAGGACGUGUACUUCGGAAGAAAAUUCACAUUAUAGCACUUUACAAUAUUACCGAUACAACAAUUGAGAAAUAUGUACUAUGAAGGAAUGUAAAUACAAA
Molecule: messenger RNA, 3727 nt
Organism: Gadus chalcogrammus (walleye pollock)
Lineage: Eukaryota; Metazoa; Chordata; Actinopteri; Gadiformes; Gadidae
Exons: 8
Coding region: 89-3244 (1051 amino acids)
Molecular function (GO): GTP binding
Source: RefSeq, a predicted model, not a curated record